GGCAAAACCAUUUGUCAUCAGUUAAACUCUUCUUCUGCCCGACUCCCUGUUGAGAUUCACAGAUGGAUUUCGUCUUCAGAAUCUAAGUUCCAAGCUGUUAUAAUAUUUUGCGAAUCGAAGAAACGUCAACAAUCUCUGUGUUAUUCUCUGGAAGAGAUGAACUUUGUUCAACGCAAGAUCUAUCUUUAUAAUGUCACUUUUGGUUUGUACAUGUUGGAAUGGUGGGAGCGGUAUCUCUUCAAUAUAUUGAUUAUCGUGUUGCUAUGGUUUAUUUGUUACAACGGAUCACGAUCUGCAGCUGAGUUCUACAAAAGGUAUUAG
This is a messenger RNA of Papaver somniferum (opium poppy), 321 nucleotides long. RefSeq lists its product as uncharacterized. The record is from RefSeq and is a predicted model, not a curated record. Bases 157 to 321 code for a protein of 54 amino acids. NCBI's taxonomy places the organism in Eukaryota, Viridiplantae, Streptophyta, Magnoliopsida, Ranunculales, Papaveraceae. The transcript has 3 exons.